CACAUCACACGAGUCACUGAUCAACAGCUGAAUGUUUCUACUGGUGGAAAAGACAAAGAAGACGACAGGAAGUGGUAGGAGGAUGACAUUAGCAGAAUAUCUACAAAGUCUAGCAAACAUUCGUAGUGGAAUCGCAGCUGUAGAGACCUUGUUUGUUUGAAUGCAAAUAUGUAUUUCAGACUCUAGUCCUAAUGAUCCUACAUAUGUUGCUUUUAUUUAGUUUUGGUUCUUCUCUUACUCCUCAGAUGCCACUAAGUGUGAUUUAACUCCUACACCUCCCACAGUGACAUCAUCACCACCAAUAAAUUAUUCAGCUCCAGACAAUAAAGUUACAAACCCAACAUUAGCAAAAGAAUUGCAAGCUACUGAAAACAAGGAAACAGUAAUAACAGAAAUAAUACAAAAUAAAACUCUGAAAAGCUCAACGCCAGGUACACCAGUGAUGAAUGCAACCACAUCAGAAAGAGACACAACAGUUGGAGCUGUUAGCAGACUAUUAAUAGUACCAAGCACAACAUUAAAUAUAACCACACUAGGACCAAGUCAAAACACAAAUGUUUCUUUGAUUAGUGAAAAAGAUCCUCACACAACAAUGACAAACGAAACCACAGCAAAAGAAACAGUUGAGACAACUUCAACGGCUGUUAUAUUGGAAAUGUCUCAAAGCACAGAAGAAAAACAUGAAUAUUCAAUAAGAACAACCAAAGCAACAGGAUUAGAAGAUCAGGGUGCUGCAACUAUCUUGGGAAUAACCCUAAACACUUCAAUUUCAAAUGCAAUUACGCCAGACCAAAGUCAAAUCACGACAAUGACAAAUGCAGUUACAGCAGAAAUAGCAGUUGAGACAACUUCAAGUGCAUCUAGGCCAGCGACACGGGGAAACAGAGAAACGGAUGCAUAUUCUACAGGAAGAACUCUAAAUACGGAAUUAAUAGCUGCAAACACACGAGGAACGGAUCUGAACACAAUCGUGACAAACGAAACCACAGCAAGAGAAGCAGUUGAGACGACUUCAAGUGCUGUUAUAUCUGAAAUAUCUCUAAGCACAGAAGAAAAACAUGAAUAUUCAGUAAGAACAACCAAAACAACAGGAUUAGAAGAUGCAACCUCACCAGGGUUGGCCCUGAACACGACAGUGACAAAAGUAACCACACUAGGAUUAGCAGAUAAGGGAGCUGCAACUAUCCUGGGAAUAACCCUAAACACGUCAGUUUCAAGUGCAAUCACGCCAGACCAAAGUCAAAUCACCACAAUGACUAACGAAACCAUAGCAAAAGAAGCAGUGCAGGCACCUUCAAAGGCUGUUAUAUUGGAAAUGUCUCUAAGCACAAUCAGGCCAGAAAAUCAAAAUACAACAAUGGCAAAUGCAAGUUCACCAGAAAUAACACUUGACACAAUAGUGACAAAUGUAACCACAACACAAAUUGUAGUUGAAAUAACUUCAAAUGCAACAAAACCAAAGACAACAGGACACUUAACAGGAACACAUGAAACUGCACCAAUAACCCUAAACACAAUGGUAUUGAAUGUAGUCAUAGCUGAACAGAAUAAAAACACAACAAUGUCAAAUGCAACUUCACCAGACAUGAUACUUGAUACGACAAAUGUAACCGCAACACAAAUGGCAGUUGAGACAACUUCAAGUGCAUCUAGGCCAGCGACACUGGGAAACACAGAAACGGAUGCAUAUUCUACAGGAAGAACUCUAAAUAUGGGAUUAAUAGAUGUAAACACACAAGGAACAGACCUGAACACAAAAGUGACAAAUGUAACCACAGCAAAAGAAGCAGUGGAGACAACUUCAAGGGCUCUUAUAUCGGAAAUAUCUCUAAGCACAGAAGAAAAACAUAAAUAUUCAGUAAGAACAACCAAAACAACAGGAUUAAAAGAUACAACCUCACCAAGGUUGGCCCUGAACACAACAGUGACAAAUGUAACCACAGGAGGAUUAGGAGAUCAGGGAGCUCCAACUAUCUUGGGAAAACCCCUAAACACUUCAGUUUCAAAUGCAAUCACGCCAGACCAAAGUCAAAUCACAACAAUGAGAAAUGCAACGUCACCAGAAAUAAUACUUCAUAUGACAAAUGUAAACACAACACAAAUAGCAGUUGAGACAACUUCAAGUGCAUCUAGGCCAGCGACACUGGGAAACACAGAAACGGAUGCAUAUUCUACAGAAAGAACUCUAAAUACGGAAUUAAUAGAUGCAAACACACGAGGAACGGACCUGAACACAAUCGUGACAAAUGUAACCACAGCAAAAAUCACCGUUGAACCAACAGUGGUACAUGAAGUUGCACCAGAAACUGUAGUACAUGCAACCAUACAGGGAAUAACCCUAAACACAACAAUGUCAAAUGCAACUUCACCAGAAAUAAUACUUGAUACGACAAAUGUAACCGCCACAAAAACACAAGAGUUUAAUGAAACCUUCACAAUUAACAUGGAUUUUAAUAACUCAUACAAUGAUCCAUCCAGUAAAGUUUAUAAAGAUGUCUAUGGUGCGGCUAAAAGCAGCUGUCAGAAGUUUCAGAAACAUGUGAAGUCCAGAGUUUGACCUUCAGGAGUGGAAGUACCAUUGCUUACUACACCCUCGCUGCCUCCUCUGGUGAUGUUUCACAAGUUAAAUUAGCAAAAGACGAAAUGUUAAAACACCUGGCAGAAACAUACCCGAUUGAGUCUGUUGAUAUUAAGUGUCGAGAUGAUGCGUUUGGUAACGGACCGAUAGGUUUUGUGGCUAAGUCGGGCUGCAAAGAGGGGAACGUGGGAGAAAUAACAGCAGUCUGUCAGUCGGACGGUAAAUACGGACAGAUCCAAGACAACUGCGAUUUAAAAGUUGUGAAGAACCUGCUGAAUCAGUCUGAGGUUUUGGAUGAGCUCACUCUUCCACUGUUCUUGGAGAGACUCAGCAAUGUGACUGUCGACUUCACUAAUGAAAUAACUGAUUCUCCAGCCAACAUUCAUGCCAUCGUGAGGAUCCUUAGUAAUGUAGCAAAUUUAUCAUCAUCUUUAGAAAUUAAAAUAGAGCAAGAUUCCAUGAAGAACAUCCUAGAAACUGCAGGCACACUCACUAUGGGCAAGGCAAAGAGAUCGUGGGAAACUCUCAACAACAGCACAAGAAACACUGAUGAAACAAAAAAUGCCAGCUCUGCACUACUGUACUCUAUUGAAAGAAUCACAUCCCGUCUUGUUAACAAGUCCUUCAGCAUUGAAACACCCCAUAUUUGUUUGAACAAAUCUACAUUCGUGAACACCUUCAGUGGUGACUUAAACUCCUCUGUGAAAAUAGACAUACCUAACAUUGGUGGACACAGUCACUCAAUAACUACCAUAAUAUUUGCUUCAUUGGAUAAUGUGCUUCCUGCAAGGGAUAAAAGGAAUUCAUCAUCCAAAGUUAUCAAUGGAAAGGUUGCACUUCUUUGGCCCGAAGGCGAAAUUACAAAUAUUGUUUUAGCAUUUGAUGUUCUAGACGAUAGGUUGAGAAAUCCUGAAUGUGUUUUCUGGGAUUUUGACCUCUUUGGCGGUCUUGGAGGAUGGAAUGACGAUGGCUGCUCACUAAGAUUCAAUGAAAACGGAAUAAUCAGCUGCCACUGCAACCACACAACCUCAUUUUGUAUUCUCAUGUCACCCAACAGUUCUGAUCAUUUUAUACUAACCUACAUAACAUACAGUGGAAUUGCAGUUUCCAUUGUUUCCUUGAUUAUAUGUCUCAUCAUUGAAGGCAUAAUUUGGAAAACAAUUGGGGACAACAUGACAUCGUACUUGCGUCACGUCUCCGUCGUCAACAUUGCAGUGUCUCUCCUGAUUGCAGACAUUUGGUUCAUUAUUGGAGCGGCCAUUUCAAACACAAAAAGUGCGCCGGCCUGCACAGCCGCUACCUUCUUCAUGCACUAUUUCUACCUGGCCCUGUUCUUCUGGAUGUUGGCCUCGGCCCUGCUGCUGCUCUAUCGGACUUUCAAUGUGUUUAACAUAGGUCUGUCUAAAACAGCCAUGCUGAUCAUUGGAUUCUCUUUGGGAUAUGGAGCUCCGCUGAUCAUUGCAACAAUAACCAUAACUGUUACUGCUCCCUCAAAUCACUACAUUAGAGAAACAAAUGUCUGCUUUCUCUCCUGGGAUACGCAUAAAACGUUACUGGCAUUUGUGAUCCCUGCCCUUACAAUAGUGGCUAUAAACAUCAUAAUCCUGACUCUGGUGAUAUCCAUAAUGUUGAGGAGAAGAGUUGGAUUGAUUGGAGCCCAAGCAAGAGAGAGGCAUGCUCUGUUGGUUAUUGUCAGGUGUUUGGCUGUACUGACACCAAUUUUUGGUGUAAAUUGGGUUUUGGGAAUCGGAACUAUGGUUUACCCAAGAAACUUUGGACUCGAGGUUGCAUUUGCAUUAUUAAAUUCACUUCAGGGUUUCUGCAUUCUGAUGUUUGGAACACUGUUGGACAAAAAGGUAAUAUCAGAGCUAGCAAAGAAAUUCUCCUGCCAGAUUAGGACAAGGACCACCAGUACAGCAUCCUCUUUCUCUAUGGGAAAGUUGUUCUGGAUGUUAAGAAGACCCACAGUUUCCCAAAAAGGCUAUCAUUGGUCUUCUGAAGGAUCCUGUGAUUGAUCCUCCAACACCUGGUAUUCGCUGAUGAUGCCUCCCAAUUUGGAAAGUUGACCAACUGAGCAAAACAGCGUUAAAGUCCCAGUGAUGGAAGUGCUUGUUUGAUUUUUGAUAUGUUCUUAAAGCGUUAUUUAUCUUGUUGUUUAUGUUGAAGGUGACACCAAAGAUGGCUUAUCUUUGCUUGUUUGUUACAGUCUGUCAGAAUCAGUACUUUCAGGUAAAUGAAAACAUGUUUGAUAAAUGUCAGGGUCCCUCAACUUUUACAAAUGGGGUUGAGAAGUGAAUGCUGCUGUUUUUACAAUUUCUAAGUUUGCAUUCUCUUACCUCAAAAUUAUGGAAACCUUAACUGAAUGUCGGGUACUUAAUACUUGUUAUGUGCUUUCUAUAGUUUUUUUGGUUUGCUUGUUUGUUUGGGUUUUUUUUCUUUUUGAUUUUUUGGAAGUUCAAGCAAAUGCUGCUUGAGUUUUUGAUGAUAUUGUUUGUUGAAGUAGUCUGGUAUUAAUGGGUGCUUUGACCCAUUAAUAUCUAACUGAUCAUUGUUUUUCUUUUUAUAAAUUAUAACCAUUUUAUUUUACUCAUAAAAAUGUUUCACCCGAAACUACUGAUCCUACUUUAGUAAUGAAAAUUUCUGCAAGAGCCAUAAAGUCUUUCUUAAAAUAAUCUUGUAACCUAUUUUGAAAGUUUCAAUCUGUAAGAUCUGUUUCCAUAAAGUACAUCUUUUUAUUUUCUAUACUUCCAUAAUCCUGUUCAGGAUUUUUCAAAUGUUAUGUACUACCCAGGAAUAUGUUGCCAUGUUAUAGCAAAUUCAAGUAACUGUUACCUUUAGUUAUAAAAAUAACAAAUAUGACUUAAAAGAAAUGUGACACCUUGAAAUUGUGCCUGUUUUUUUUUUUUGUUGUUGUUUUUUUUUACCCCUCCAGGGGGUUUUUGU
Molecule: messenger RNA, 5521 nt
Organism: Gambusia affinis (western mosquitofish)
Lineage: Eukaryota; Metazoa; Chordata; Actinopteri; Cyprinodontiformes; Poeciliidae
Product: adhesion G-protein coupled receptor F1-like
Exons: 11
Coding region: 2644-4593 (649 amino acids)
Biological process (GO): G protein-coupled receptor signaling pathway; cell surface receptor signaling pathway
Cellular component (GO): membrane
Molecular function (GO): G protein-coupled receptor activity
Source: RefSeq, a predicted model, not a curated record